This is a messenger RNA of Myxocyprinus asiaticus (Chinese sucker), 1515 nucleotides long. RefSeq names its product nudC domain-containing protein 3-like. Gene Ontology annotation, cellular component: cytoplasm. Gene Ontology annotation, biological process: protein folding. Lineage: Eukaryota; Metazoa; Chordata; Actinopteri; Cypriniformes; Catostomidae. The transcript has 6 exons. The record is from RefSeq and is a predicted model, not a curated record. Bases 140 to 1216 code for a protein of 358 amino acids.
UCCGGUAGAUCUGUUGUUGUUGCAGUGCAGCUGCGCAAGUUUGCUGCGGAUCUGCUGUUGCUUUACGUUCCUUCCCCACUAAACUACAUCUAAUUAAAGCAGCUUUAGGGCAGAUUUGAUCUCGCUGAGGCCCUCAGUCAUGUCUUCGCCGGUGGAAAUGACAGAGUUGUAUGAUAAUGCGCUGCUCGGGAUUCUGCAACAUGUUGGAAACAUCCAGAAUUUUCUGCAGGUUUAUUUCGGGUUUCUCUACAGAAAGACGGACUUCUACCGGCUUCUCAGCGGCCCACAUGACCGCAUGGGUUUCCCACCGGGAGUAGCAGAAAAAAUGGUGUUCAAGACUUUUAAAUUAUUUGAAAAGCUGGCAGAACAGGACAGAGAGAGAGCCGCAAGACUAUCAGAGGAGACAAAAUCAGCUCCUCCUGCACUACAGGAGCUGGAGGUUCAGUCUGAGCAGGAGGCUGAAGCUCCUGUGGAGGAGAUGAGGAGUACAGAGGAGCCCACACCUGUCACCAUCCCAUUAGAGCCAAACACCGAGGCAGGUAGAGAGACUCCACACAGCAGUACAGCUGAAGCUACAGGAGAGACACAGACAGCGGCAACAACAGUGUCAUCAAAUACGGACUCCAGCAAAGCCAAAGCGGGGCAGGAUUCCUUUCAAUCCAACCCAGACAGUUACAAUGGUGCCAUCAGGGACAAUUACACCUGGUCACAGGAUUACACAGAUGUGGAAGUUCGAGUGCAUGUCCAGCCGAACAUCGUUAAAGGCAGACAGGUGUCUGUGGAUCUGCAGCCGGGGAGAGUUUGCGUGGCUGCGAACGAGGGAGGAUCGCAGAGAGUCCUGAUGGAAGGCGAAUUCACACACAAAAUUAACACAGAGAAUUCCUUGUGGAGUUUAGAGCCAGGCCGCUGUGUUGUGCUCUCCCUCAGUAAAACCGGGGAAGUUUGGUGGAGCGCCGUGUUGAAGGGUGAGACUGAGAUUGAUGUAAACCAGAUCAACCGGGAACGCUCCAUGGCAACCGUGGAUGAGGAGGAGCAUGCCGUUCUGGACCGCCUCUCCUUCGAUUACCACCAAAAACUCCAGGGGAAGCCACAGAGUCACGAGAUGAAAGUCCAUGAAAUGUUGAAGAAAGGCUGGGAUGCAGAAGGAUCUCCGUUUAAAGGACAAGAGUUUGAUCCCUCCAUGUUUAACAUCCCUCCCAGUGCUGUCCAGUUUUGAGAUUAUAACACAAUGUCAGAUGCAAGGUCAGCACUUACUGUAACUCACACGUACAGACUCACACUGAAGUACACACAGAGGUAGCGACAGUUUCUUGCGAUGCUACAAAACGAACAACAUCAACAGUGUAUCUGCUCUGCAAACUUCCUCAUGCCAAACUGAUUUGCUGACACUUUGAUAAUUAAAUCAAUUAUUUUCAGUUAUUGUUUCCCUUGGAAACUGGGACCUCAUUACAUUUGUCAGGUUACUGAAAGGAGGUUCUUCCAUUAUGUACUCACCCUUAUGUGGUAUGACUUUCU